Messenger RNA from Oenanthe melanoleuca, 4371 nucleotides. It is a transcript of the gene BNIP2, whose product is annotated as BCL2 interacting protein 2. Gene Ontology annotation, cellular component: cytoplasm. Gene Ontology annotation, biological process: apoptotic process. Lineage: Eukaryota; Metazoa; Chordata; Aves; Passeriformes; Muscicapidae. The transcript is spliced from 12 exons. Bases 1055 to 2029 code for a protein of 324 amino acids. The record is from RefSeq and is a predicted model, not a curated record.
GCUUUGGGAUGUAGAUGGAUAUAAAUGCUUUGGGAUUGUUUUAAGAAGUUGGUGUUUACCUUUAGAUAAAUCUGGGUGGCGCAGGAAUACAGAGCCUUCGUUUGCUCUGGAGGUGGUGUUUAUAAAGUGGUGUCCUUGGGAGGAAAGCAGGAAUUUUCAGAAGUUCUCUCUUUUAGCUGUCUGAUUUCUCUGUACUUUGAUGCUGAGAGAAGGGACAAAAUUGAUCUGUUAUUAACUAUAUGUCUUUGCUUUGUCCCACUUUGCAAAGGUCCAUCUUCAGGUUUGGGAAACUUGUCCUGGAUUUAUGGCUAAUGUGGCCACGUUCUAAAAACCAUUGGAAUUAUAGAAACAUUUAGAAAUUGCAGUGAGCUGCAUCCUGUGGGUUUGUGUACCAGAAGAUGUGUCUGUUCCUUGCUUUAGGCUUGCUGUAAAAUUAAAUGUGAAAAUUACUCUUAAAAGCAGCUGUUUAAUGGCUGGAACCUGGAAUUAACUUGACACUCAGUUAAUGUUUCUGUUGACACAGUGAAGGUGAAAUGUGGGGGGGAUAAACGUAGGCUAACCUUGCUUUGAAGUUGAUUUUGACUUUUUGAGAUGGAAACAGCUUUCUGUUCUUUGCCUAUCAGGUACAAUGUUCAGUAAAAAUGCUUGACAUUGCAAUUGUCUGGCAAAAUUAAACUUUGUAUUUAUUCUAUUUUAGAUGCAGGGGUGCUGAUCAAGGACUGAAUGUAGAUCUUUGUGUUGGAUAGGCAGAUGUGACCAUGGAAAUGUCUGGCUUGUGAUUAUUUGUGUGUUUGCUUGAGAACUCAGAGGUUUACCUGCUGCUGCCAAUCUUUAGAGCCAGCACAGCCACCAGCUUCAACUGGUUUGGGUUUCUAUGUCAGCAGAAUGGUUUACCAUGUUCCAUUAUUGGGGAUUCCUUGUUGCUGGUGAUGGGUGAGCCUGAAAAAAUACAGCUUUGCUUGCACAUCAUAGGCUCUUCUUUAGCCCAUUGUGCUGAAGACCAGAAGUUCUGCCUGAUCAGGAGUCUCUGUUAGCAAUUCAAGUUAGCUGAAGAAUGGAAGGGGUUGAGUUUAAGGAAGAGUGGCAAGAUGAAGAUUUUCCAAGGCCUCUGCCAGAGGAUGAUCCUGUUGAGUCUGAUGAAUUGGCUGCAGCUGGAACAGAAAGUGAACCUGAUGCAGAGGGUAAUGGAACCAAAUUGAGGAAGAAACUAAUGGCUCCAGAUAUUAGCUUAAAUUUGGAUCCCAGUGGGGAAUCUGUUUUGUCUGAUGACUUGGAUGAGAGUGGAGAGAUUGAUUUGGAUGAUUUAGAUACUCCUUCAGAAAAUAGCAAUGAAUUUGAAUGGGAAGAUGAUCUUCCAAAACCAAAAACUACUGAUGUCAUUAGGAAAGGAUCACUGGCUGAGUACACUGUGGCAGAGGAGAAGGAUGAUGGCCGACGCUGGCGAAUGUUCAGGAUUGGAGAACAGGACCAUAGGGUGGACAUGAAGGCAAUUGAACCAUACAAAAAAGUGAUCAGUCAUGGUGGUUAUUAUGGUGAUGGGUUAAAUGCCAUUGUUGUGUUUGCUGUUUGCUUCAUGCCUGAGAGCAGCCAGCCUAACUACAGAUACCUAAUGGACAAUCUAUUUAAGUAUGUAAUUGGCACUUUAGAGCUGUUAGUAGCAGAGAACUAUAUGAUAGUUUACCUGAAUGGUGCAACAACACGGAGAAAAAUGCCAAGUUUAGGCUGGCUUAGGAAAUGUUACCAGCAGAUUGAUAGAAGGUUAAGGAAAAAUCUGAAAUCCUUGAUCAUAGUUCAUCCUUCCUGGUUCAUCAGAACACUCUUGGCCAUCACAAAACCUUUUAUUAGCUCAAAAUUCAGCCAAAAAAUUAGGUAUGUCUUUACCCUGGCAGAACUAGCUGAACUCAUCCCCAUGGAAUACGUUGGCAUCCCAGAAUGCAUAAAACAGUAUGAAGAAGAAAAGUUUAGAAAGAAACAGAAAAGAGUUGACCAAGAGCUGAAUGGGAAACAAGAGCAGGGAAGUGAACAGUAAGUUUGGAGUCCAAGCAAGGCUGAAGAACAGGCAGAUGGAAUGAUGCAGUUUGUGCUCCAUUACAGUGCAUUCUUUGUGUGUAUGUAUUAUAUAAUCUGUUGCAAAAGGUGCUUUGGACUAGCACACAAUGAACUGCUUACUGCUGUAUUGGUUUGUCUUGACUUUAAUUGCUGUUUAUGUAAUCGUUUUAUACUGCUAAAUGGCAAAGAACCCUAUGUUUUCAGAGGAUGUUCUUGCAGCUGUUUAUCUAAAUGAUGCAUGUUCUUCAGUAAAAUAUUUAUAUACCUAAAUGUUAAAGGAAAGAGAUAAUAUAUAUAUUUUUAUGACUGAGCAAUAUAUUGUGUGUACCUGCUGAAAGAAUUCAUUUGCAGGUAGACAAGGCCAUAAGUUACUUGUUGUUAUUGUAUAAAUCUGUUUUGCUGUAAAUGGUCAAGUGCAUUUCUUUGUUGUCAUGAGAACUUGUUUGGAUAUUAAUGAUCAUUAACUUGACUUUCAGAAAUACAGAGAUGCUUAUUUUUGUUCAGCUAGCUUAUACAAGCACACUCCUUUCCCUCACUGGAGUGAGCUUCAACUUCGGUGUGUUUCAGUCCAUGGUUCAGGAUGCAGAGCUGCUGCUCUGUGGGUGGCAGUUUGUUGGCCAUGAGGUUUAAGCCUAAGCCACAAAAGCUGAACUGUCUGACCAGUAAGAUACUGGACCUUUUUCAGAUGAAUUGUGAAUUUGGAUUCAGUAUGUCCAGACUGUCUCAGCUAGCAGUAGGAAAUCAGUUCAGUCAUGGUCUAUAUGGUCAUAUAGAGCUUGGGAGCUGCACAGGUACUGUAGCCACAGUACCAUUUUUGGGGCAGAAAUAUGAGAAGUCUUAUGCUCCCUGUGUCAUUCUUGUAGAUGAAACAUCCAUUUCCAAAGCUGUUAGGCACAUGAUACCAGCACUAAUUUAACUUUUAAGUGUUUUAAAGGUUGGAGUUUCACUCACCACAAUGGCAGUAAAUCUUGAUCUGUAAAGAAGUGUUCUUGGACACAUAACUAGUGUGUGUAGGUUUACUGGGACAACAGUAAUGCACUGGUUGAUACAUGUAAAAGUUUGUAACAUCUUUUGAUAAACAUUGCAUUUUCCAUGUAAGGGCAGGUGUAUGCAAAUAAAUUCGUUCAGGAGUUGAGCAAUAUAGUGUUGUAGCAAGUAUAUUGAAUCUUUGCUUUUGGUGUUUAUUGUGCUCACAAUUUUGUCUUAAUGCCAAAAAAUAUCACUUUUUAACUAUAUUUAAUGUUACUCAGUUACCUUAUUAAAAAAGAAAAAGUUAUAUUCAACCAGGUUACUACCUGGCAGUGAUAAAUAGCAGUUGUGAGAUGUUCCAUGGUCAAGGCUUACCAAGUAGCAAUUAAUCCACUGUCUCCAGUGAUACUUGUUUAGAUGAGAGCAUAUGGAUGUCAGCUGAGGGAAAACAGCUCAUGCUUCUUAUUUAAGUCUGCAGUUCAGAUAAUUUAAUCUCAAGAUCUAAGUCCUUUUGUUGCUGUAGUUUCAAGGAGAUUGAUAGGCAAGGUGUAUUCACACAACAGGCAAUACCAAUGCCAACUUGCCUUGCAUCCAUUCCAUCAGGUCUGGAUCUUGCUCUGCAAGCAGAACACAAAUACAGUUUCUUUGGGGCUGUCUUAUGCUUCAGUUUUGAUGUUGACUCAGAUUAAUAUAAGGUUCAAGUCAGUACAUGGAGCACUUGCAGCCUGUUUACUUCUGAUGCUCUCAUGGUGUGGUCUGUAUGACCAUGCAAAUCUGAUUUUACUGGGUUUGCAUGUGUCCUGAGCUAAACAGGAAGCAUUCUGAUGAUCUCAUUUCCAUUUUUUCCCGGUUGAUUCUUCAUGGAGGGAUUGUAGUUCUCUGUCUUGUGGCUUCCUGUGUGUAUAGUGCAGUACAGAGUAGCCAUUCCUCUGUAUAUGCCACAUUUACCAAAUGAUGGGAUUGUUAUUGUGUUUCCUUGUGGCCGAGGGUUCUACAGUUUCAUGCUGCAGUAGUAUGAUUUCUUUUGGAAAUGUGUAUGUGCUUAUAAAUGGUUUAUUUCUCUAGUAUAAGUUGUUGUGAAUGAGUAUACAGCACAACAGUUGUUCUGUCUCUAGAGAUGUGCACCUUGAGAAAGAAGUGUACUAAAGAAUUAUUCCUGUCUGACUUCUUGCAGCUCAUCAUUCAGUGGUGAGGUGGAUGUUUACAAAAAGCAAAGUGGUCCCAAAGCUAUGGAUAAUGUUUUGUCAAACUUAACUUUUUUGAAAUUUAUAAUAUAAUGUAAUAUAUUUUAAUAUUUAAAAAAACUGAAAAGUUUGAAUGUCAUACUUAAAUAAAAAUUAUUUCAAAACUUUG